CGCCCACCCCCAGGGCUUACCUGGACGCAGGUUAGGCAGGUGAAGCGCCUCCCCGGAAACGGAGCUGGAGUGCCCCACCUGCCUGGCCUUGCCUGCUCUGAUCGGAUCCAGCACUUCCAAGCUUCUUGAGCCAGCGGUGACAGCUGAGGCCAUGUGAGUCGGAUCCUGAAUGAGGCUUUAUCUCUGCUCUUGGUCCCAUCAUCCACUGUGGCACCAACUCCUUCGGCGGCAGCCGGGAUGGGACAGGCAACUGAGAGAGCCAGAGAGGUGAUGGUGACCACACCCUGGACUGGGAGAGGAACAGGACUCUGGGCCUCUAGCUGCCAAGCAGGUGGUGGGGGCUCUAGGCCAUGACCCGCACCCUCUAGCCCCCGACACCGCCCUCUGCCCUGCCCCCCGCCAUGUCUGAAGGAGAGGCUCCAGCCCCGCUGGGCCGGGGGCUGCCCCCAGACAUGCUGGCAGAGCAGGUAGAGCUGUGGUGGUCCCAGCAGCCGCGGCGCUCGGCGCUCUGCUUCGCCGUGGCCGUGGUCCUCGUGGCAGGCUGUGGGGCGGGUGGCGUGGCACUGCUGUCCUCCACCAGCAGCCGCUCGGGCGAGUGGCGGCUGGCGACGGGCACCGUGCUCUGCCUGCUGGCGCUGCUGGUCCUGGUCAAGCAGCUGAUGAGCUCGGCCGUGCAGGACAUGAACUGCGUCCGCCAGCCCCACCACGUGGCCCUGCUGCGGAGCGGGGGAGGGGCCGACGCGCUCGUGGUGCUGCUCAGCGGCCUGGUGGUGCUGGUCACCGGCCUGACUCUGGCCGGGCUGGCUGCCGCCCCUGCCCCUGCCCGGCCACUGGCUGCCAUGCUGUCCGUGGGCAUCGGCCUGGCCGCCUCGGGCUCACUUUUGCUGCUGGGCUUGCUGCUAUAUCAGGUGGGCGUGAGUGGACACUGCCCCCCUCUCCAUGCGGCCGCCCCCUCCACCCACAGUGGCCACGGCAGCAUCUUCAGCGUCUCGGGACAGCUGUCGGCCGGCCAGCGUCACGAGACCACAUCGAGCAUCGCCAGCCUCAUCUGACCAAGCCCGAGGUCCCCUUUCCGCCACCUGCCUCAGCAGCCACAGAGCUGUGCCAGGGUGGGAGCGUGUGUGAGUGGGAGUGUGCU
Messenger RNA from Ailuropoda melanoleuca (giant panda), 1138 nucleotides. It is a transcript of the gene TMEM125, whose product is annotated as transmembrane protein 125. The coding region runs from base 402 to 1052 and encodes 216 amino acids. Lineage: Eukaryota; Metazoa; Chordata; Mammalia; Carnivora; Ursidae. The record is from RefSeq and is a predicted model, not a curated record. The transcript is spliced from 3 exons.